ACAGCCAUCAUUAUCAUCGAAUUCUACUAGAUCAGUCAUGUCAUAGAAUAAGUUGUAUUGUUAAUUGUCAAUACAUCGUCAUGAAAUACCACAUAUCGGCGAAGGCUUACACAAAGAUGCUGCUACACGCUGCCAAAUACCCUCACAAAGCCGUGAAUGGAGUAUUACUUGGCGAAGAAUCGAUUCAAGACAGUGAAGUUUAUGCACAGGAUGCAAUUCCUUUGUUUCAUCAAUGCCUUGGACUUGCGCCCAUGUUAGAGGUAGCUCUCAAUCAAGUGGAUUCUUAUUGCAAAGCCAGUGGGUUGCAAAUAGUUGGAUAUUUUCAAGCCAAUGAACAUAUUGAUAAUAACAGCCCUGAUGGCAUCGCUUAUAAAAUUGGUGAAAAGAUUACUGAUCAUUGCGCCAAUGGUUGUCUACUAAUGAUUGAUAAUACCAAGUUGUCAGUGAGUUGUGAUGAUGUUGCAAUUAAGUGUUAUAUUGUCCAAGACAACAAAUGGAAGCUUAUUGAUAAAGACUUGAGUGUAGCUGGAGGUGAUGACACACUAAAUUUGACUUCAGAUCUAAUAGAGGGAAAAGCAUACCAAAGCCUUGUGGAUUUUGAUAAUCAUCUUGAUGAUAUGUCAUUGGAUUGGCUCAACCAUGAUAUCAACAGACUAGCAGAUUUAACUGGUUGACAAUUUAUUGUACCUUUUGACAUUAAAAAUAAACAAAAACAUAAAACACAAAAAAUUAUGGUUUGCAAGCACUAUGCUAGAUUUGCCAAUCAAAAAAGGAUGAAACAAUAGAUGGGCAUGCAGAGAUAUGGAUUUUAUCUUUGACUUUUGAAAAGAUCUUCCACCUCUCUUGAAAAGAGAUUGUCAACAGGAGAUGAUGUUCAUUUUCUCAAACCUUCCACAUACAUACAUGUAUGUAUGUAAUAUUCUCUAUCAUGUAAUUAUUCUUGAAAGCAAAUUUUGCUAUAUUYUUGUUGGUUUUAUUUACUGUACGGGGACCUUCCGACAAAUAGGUUAUGGUCCUUGUGUCUUGAAUAGGGCGUAUACAAGCUUAUACAACUGACCUUCAGUGGUCUUAAAUAGGGGCGUAAUUUCUUAUGUUUUCAUGUCUUAUACAUGGUGUCAAUAUUUACCUAGUAGACUAUACAGUCAAAAUAAAGAAAACAAUACACCAUAUUGACAUCUGUUGCGGAACAUUAUCUGGUUUAUGUCUUCAGUAGGGUCUAUAUUUGACCUUGUAGCUCAGCAGGUAGAGCAUCCGAGGGUUGUGGAAACAUUUUGAUCCUUGUGUUUCGCUUUGCGUUUAAGCCUUCAGGCUUGCGUUCGUUCGGUUUUCACGGUGUUUAUGUGCAUUGAGCACUUGAGCUUGGCAUUGGGUUUAGGUUUAAGUCGUAAUGAAAACCAGGCUUAAGUCCUUAAGCGCAAGAGAAGGGAACAUUUUGAUCCUUGUGUUUCGGUUUGCGUUUAAGUUUGUGCUUGCGUUGGAUCGGUUUUCACGGUGUUUAUGAGCCUUGAGCACUUGCGCUUAGCAUUGGGCUUAUGUUUAAGUCUUAGUGAAAACCAUGAUAGCAAGCACAUUGGUAAUUAUCACAUUCGUUCUUUUUUGAGCGACUUUAAUUUUAAUCGAUGCUCUCACUUCAGAGUAGUCUCCUUCGCAGCCUCACAAAAUAAGGGGAGCCUUCGCAGGAGAUUAACCGAGAGUAGAUAUCGAAAAAUGGUAUUACAUUAAACAAGUAUUUAAACCACUCGUGCGACGAGUGCGAAAAUGAAAUUGAAAUCAAAGACACUUCUACUAAUA
Molecule: messenger RNA, 1791 nt
Organism: Exaiptasia diaphana
Lineage: Eukaryota; Metazoa; Cnidaria; Anthozoa; Actiniaria; Aiptasiidae
Product: ER membrane protein complex subunit 8
Exons: 6
Coding region: 81-674 (197 amino acids)
Cellular component (GO): EMC complex
Source: RefSeq, a predicted model, not a curated record